Molecule: messenger RNA, 3765 nt
Organism: Drosophila innubila
Lineage: Eukaryota; Metazoa; Arthropoda; Insecta; Diptera; Drosophilidae
Product: mucin-2-like
Exons: 9
Coding region: 1-3630 (1209 amino acids)
Cellular component (GO): extracellular region
Molecular function (GO): chitin binding
Source: RefSeq, a predicted model, not a curated record
AUGAUGCACUGCAUCUGGCUGCUGGCCAUUUCAUUGGCUGUGGUCAACAGUCGCUCCAUACACGUGCCAAGUGGAUAUGAUCAUCAUCAUGGAAUGCCGCCUCAUCAUUUGCUGCCCAAUGCCUAUUAUCCUCAGCCCUAUUCCUAUCCAGCACCAGCACCCUAUGGCUACCAUGGCUACCAGACACGCCCACUCAUCUACAGCCCACCUGGCAGCUACUUUGAUAACUCCUACAGCCUGAGGAGGCCUUUGCCAGGUGGUGGCAAUCCCGUAGCCGUCGAUUAUAAUAAUCGCUGUUCCCGGAAUUAUUUGGGCAUCAAACCGCAUCCGGAUCAGCAGCAAUAUUAUUAUGUGUGUCGUCCCAACUGCGUGAUCUUCAGCAAAUGUCCAAAUCUGGAGAAAUUCAACUCGAGCAGUGGAAAGUGUGUGCAGCGAGUACGUCCCGAUUAUCCAGUUUCCUGUGAGAAGGAAGGAAGUUUUGCAUAUGCCAACGAUUGCAAAGUUUUCUACACUUGCGAUCAUAGAAUGAUUCCGAUAUGGCGCGCAUGUCCCACGGGCACAAUUUACUCAUCCAGCAGCGGAAAAUGCAUCCCUGGCGAUGCGUGUCCCUCGACGGAAAUUGCCCACAACGGCAGCAACAUUCCGGAAAACUGUGAGCACAAGUUUCCGGAGUGCACAGAGGAGGGAACUUUCCGAUCUCCCACAGACUGCGCCUUAUACUACACCUGCAAACUGCAGUCAAAUGGAAACUAUUUGCAGACACGCUUCAAGUGUCCUGUCAACCACAGCUUCGAUGUGCAACUUAAUAUUUGUCAGCCAGUGCGUGAAGUGAAUUUCCAGAAUUAUGUGGGAAUUGCAGAUGUUGCCUAUGCACCCAUGACACCUUACUAUCCGCCGUAUUUGCCACAACACGGUCAUCCGCAGAUGGGUUUUGAGGAUGAAAACGUCGGAGUGCCAGAGGAAAAGGGGGAAUCCCAAGCGGAGUUGUUUAAAAAUGCCGAUGUUGACAACGCUUCUUAUAACUAUGGAUAUGGCUAUGAUAAACCCGAAUCCUUCAGUCAAGUUAAGGAAAACCCAGCGCCAGAUGCCCUUGUUAAAGUGGAACCAUCGAAACCCACUUCAGAGGUGCUAAGUCUUAAAUCUGGGCCUAAAAGCAGAAUUGUUAUACUGCCACCCACAACCACAACAACCACCCCCUACCACUGUGAUCCAUCAGCAUCUACAACAACAACUGCUGAGCCAACAACAACAACAUCCACUACGACAACCACUGUUAAGCCAACAACAACAUCCACUACUACCAACAACUCAACAUCCACAACGACAACAACAACACCCACCAAGUCGACAACAAAACUGACAACAGCAGAAAAUACAAUUCGCACCACACGGCAAUUGACCACAAAAACGAUGACUCAAAAGCCAACAACAACAACGACAGUAACAACAUCUCAAAAGCCAGUAACAACAUCCACAACUAAAGCUUCGACAACAAAAGCAACCACUACUCCACCAACAAGCACAACAACAACUCAGAAACCAACAACAACAUCCACAACUAAAUCUCCGACAACCACAACAACAGCUAAGCCGACAACAACAUCCACUUCUACAACAGCUGUCAAGCCAACAACAACAACAAACCAACAACAACAUCCACAACUAACAACAUCCACAACUCAACCUUCCACUACAACAACAACUCCUAAGCCAACAACAACAUCCACUACUACCACAACUGCCAAGGCAACAACAACAACUACAACAUCCCAAAAGCCAGUAACAACAACAACUACUAAACCUUCGACAACAACAACCACAACUACAACUUCCAAACCAACAGCAACAUCCACAACUCAACCUUCGACUACAACAACAACUCCUAAGCCAACAACAACAUCCACUACUACCACAACUGUCAAGGCAACAACAACAAUAACAACAUCAACACCCCAAAAGCCAGUAACAACAACCACUACUAAGGCCUCGACAACAACUCCAAAACCAGUAACACCAUCCACAACUACAACUUUAACAACACAGCCUACUCCGAAACCAACAACAACAUCCACUACUACAACCUCCCAAAAGCCAGUAACAACAACCACAACUGUAAAGCCAAUAACAACACCACCAACAACAGCAACUACCACAACUCCUAAGCCAACAACAACAUCCACAUCCAAAGCUUCAACAACGACAACAACACCCGCUACAAGUACAACCACACUGGGUACCUCCAAGUCGACAACAAAAUUGACAACAGCUGAAAAUACAAUUCGUACCACACGGCAAUUGACAACGAAAGCGAUAACUGAAAGGCCAACAACAACAUUCUCAACUACCGCUUCAACAACAACAACAACAACCACAGCCACAACUCCAAAAUCAUCAACAACAUUCACAUCUAAAGCACCGACCACGACAACAACCACAACUACGACAACUCACAGUCCAAUAUCCACUAUCAGCACAACGACUACAGCAACUGCUAAGCCAACAACACCAUCUAUAACAACACCCACAACGACAACACCUAAGCCAACAGCAACAUCUUCAACUGAAUCAUCAACAACUACAACCUCCCAGCCAGUCACAGCACCUACGACAACAACAACUACUUCUCAACCAACAACAACAUCUACAACAACACCCACAACGACAACUCCUAAACCAACAGCAACAUCUUCAACUGAAUCAUCAACAACUACAACCUCCCAGCCAGUCACAGCACCUACGACAACAACAACUACUUCUCAACCAACAACAACAUCUACAACAACAUCCACAACGACAACUCCUAAGCCAACAACAACAUCUACAACUGAAUCAUCAACAACUACAACUCCCAAGUCAACCUCAGCACCUACGACAACAACAACAACUUCUCAACCAACAACACCAUCUACAACAACAUCCACAACGACAACUCCUAAGCCAACAACAACAUCUGUAACUGAAUCAUCAACGACAACAACUACAAAGCCAACCACAGCAUCUACGACAACAACAACAACUUCUAAACCAACAACAACAUCCACAACGACAACUCUCAAACCAACAGCUACAACAACAACAUCCCCUACUUCUCUUAAACCAACAACACCCACUGCAACAACAACAUCCCCUACUUCUCCUAAAUCAACAACAUCCACAACAACAACAGCCCGCGACUCUAGCUCAACAACAGGAGGCACCACAGCACCGACAACAGUUUCAAGUACAAUUCGCACCACAAGGCAAUCGACAACGAUAACAACCACACCACCGUCAGUGUCACCGAUAACAACAACAACCACAACAACAUCGACAACGACAACUCCUGUCCAGAACACCACAUUAACAACGACAACAGAGUUGCCACCCUGUCCCACCUCAGCUGAUGACACCACGGAAAAGGUGCCCGAACUGAUACUCAAGGUCUUUGAGCCCAUCGAUGUUAAGGUCGUCUUUUGUCCAAGAUCCUGCGAUGAAGAUCACGAUCAUAAAUAUGACCCAGCUGAUAAUUAUAAGCCAUCGAAUUGUACGAGCGGCUGUGAUCUGCCCAAACAUCCAACGCACCACAAAGUGGAGGUGGAUUGGAAGCCCGUUAAACUAAGCGACACCGCUAGCUUCCAGACGAUAACAUAGGGUAUUUUCCGACAUCUCAAGAAGGUUCUUAACAUGGCUAUACAACAUUAAUUACACAUAACAUUAAUAAUCUAAUCUAGUUUGAAUUAUAAUCAAAAUGUAUUUGUGUACACUUUAAUAAACAUUAUAAAUAAA